GCAAAAUGGAGAAUAUUUUGAAUGAGGAUAGUGUAAGUGACCAGACUCAGAUCGUCCUAGUUAACGCAGCUUAUUUUGUCACAAACUGGAUGAAGAAGUUCUCAGAGGCAGAGAUCAAAGAAUGUCCUUUUAAAGUCAACAAGACUGAAACUAAACCAGUGCAAAUGAUGAAUCUGGAAGCUACAUUUUGCCUGGGCUACGUAAAAGAAUUAAAUGUCGCCAUCCUUGAGCUUCCAUGCCUUAACAAACAUAUAAGCAUGCUCAUUCUGCUGCCUAAAGAGAUUGAAGAUGAGACCACUGGCUUGGAGCAGCUGGAAAAGGCACUCACCCCUGAAACAUUAUUACAGUGGACCAAUCCCAGCAUGAUGGCCAACACCAAAGUGAAUGUAUUUCUUCCAAAGUUUAGCGUGGAAGGUGAUUAUGACCUGAAGCCACUUCUGGAAAGCUUGGGAAUGACAAAUGUCUUCAAUGAGAGUGCAUCAGAUUUCUCUGAGAUGUGUGAGACAAAAGGUGUGGUUUUGUCAAAGAUCAUCCAUAAAGUCUCUUUGGAAGUAAACGAACAAGGUGGCGAAUCCCGAGAGGUACCAGGAUAUCGGAUUCUGCAACACAAAGAUGAAUUUAAAGCUGACCAUCCAUUUAUCUUUUUGUUUAGGCACAACAAAACUCGCAAUGUGAUCCUUUCAGGCCGAUUCUGUUCCCCUUAA
This is a messenger RNA of Phaethon lepturus (White-tailed tropicbird), 704 nucleotides long. Its product is annotated as serpin B5-like. Gene Ontology annotation, biological process: negative regulation of endopeptidase activity. The transcript has 3 exons. Gene Ontology annotation, molecular function: serine-type endopeptidase inhibitor activity. The annotation marks the transcript as partial. NCBI's taxonomy places the organism in Eukaryota, Metazoa, Chordata, Aves, Phaethontiformes, Phaethontidae. The record is from RefSeq and is a predicted model, not a curated record.